GGUGCCACAAGGUGUCCCACGCAGUGAUGGGUGUUCAGCCGCCAUGGAAGCGAUCCCAUUCAAUGUGCACUGAGCAAGGCACUCAUGUCAUAGAUACUGGGGAUGGUGUCCUCAUUGUUCCCCAGCCCUGCCACCGCUGCUGGCUCCUUUGGGGCAGCCGCCCUCCACAGUGUUCUCAGACAGGUCAGGGAGCACAUUGAGCAAAGCACUAAUCUCAUAGACAUCAGGGACAGUGUCCUCAUUGUUCCCCACUGCCACCGCUGGCUGCCUGGGGCAGCCGCCCUCCACCAUGGACUUGGACAGGUCAGGGAGAGCAUAGAGCAAGGCAGACAAAUCAUAGGCACUAGGGAUGGUGUCCUCAUUGUCUGCCUGCCCUGCCACUGCUGUUGGCACCUUGCGGUAGCUGCCCUCCACCACGUUCUCAGACCCAUCAGGGAGAGCACUGAGCAAGGCACUCAUAUCGUAGAUGUUGGGGAUGUUGUCCUCAUUGUUCCCCAGCCCUGCCACUGCUGCUGGCUCCUUGGGGAGCUGCUGGACCUGGGCAGGCUCAGCGGAGGCCGGCAGCCCCGGGACAGAGGGCAGCACACAGGCACGCACAGGAGGCAGCAUGGCCGGAGCGGUGAAGCUCACGCCGGGCACCUCCGAUGCCAGGGGCAGCUGGAGAGGGAGCCUCUCUGUUGGGAGAAGCAGAGAGGUGAUGGGGUGAGAGCUGGGCAGGCAGAGCCGGCUGGGGAUUACCUGGAGGGCAGGAGCCCCAGGAGGAGCGGGAGCUGCUGCUGUACCUGCCAUGGCUGUGGGUCAGUGUUGGUUGGGUGGGGGCCAGCUGCCCCCUCCCUCGGGUUCCACCCCAACGUUCCACCAGUCCUGGCUGCUUCAGCAGCCUCGCAGGGCUUUGGUUUGCCAGACACAGCAACUGCCCCUCACAAUGCCUUCCUGCCCUGCUGAUGGUUUCCUGUCCUGAACAGUGGUUUCCCAUGCCCAUGAUGGUUUCCCAUCCCAGCUGUGGUUUUUGGGGACGUGUAUUUCGUGUCCAAGGGGAAGGGA
Molecule: messenger RNA, 1044 nt
Organism: Strigops habroptila (Kakapo)
Lineage: Eukaryota; Metazoa; Chordata; Aves; Psittaciformes; Psittacidae
Exons: 2
Coding region: 103-945 (280 amino acids)
Source: RefSeq, a predicted model, not a curated record